Microplitis mediator is the source of this 1351-nucleotide messenger RNA. RefSeq names its product speckle-type POZ protein-like. The record is from RefSeq and is a predicted model, not a curated record. Gene Ontology annotation, molecular function: ubiquitin protein ligase binding. Lineage: Eukaryota; Metazoa; Arthropoda; Insecta; Hymenoptera; Braconidae. Gene Ontology annotation, cellular component: cytoplasm. The transcript is spliced from 2 exons. Bases 171 to 1250 code for a protein of 359 amino acids. Gene Ontology annotation, biological process: regulation of proteolysis; proteasome-mediated ubiquitin-dependent protein catabolic process.
CCUACAGUUCUUGUUGUUGACUAACUAAAUAUCUAGCUUCCGGCACGUGGCCCUAUCGGGACGAUAGCCAAAAAGGAAAAAAUAAAAUAUCUAGCUUUUCUACCUUGAGUUUGUUUGAAAAAAAUAAUUAAGAAAAAAUUGUAUUAAUUUAAAAAGUGUCAAGUUUCAAAAUGCCUCUAAAAAAAAUUGAACGAAACGUUCAUAAAGCAUAUAAUACAUGGGUACUUGAAAAUAUUAGUGAAUCAUUAUCCAAAGUAGUUCCGUUGCGUGAGAGGAGUAGACUUCCAAAAACGCGACGGUUCGAUGAUACUGUUCGGGAGACUCACUAUUUUUCUCUAGAAUUUAACGAUCAUGUCAUUGAGUGGUACGUCACGUUAAAAUUUAAUAACAAUGAAUUUAGUUGUGGAUUCAGUAUAGUAUUUGACGCUGUUGAAAAAUUGAAACCUAAGAAUCAUGUCACCUGUAACUUUUACUUGGUCGACGCCGACAAAAAUAAUUUUUUCCUUGGACGAAGGAAUCGGAAAUUUGAUUCAACACAUUUUUAUCGUCCUGAAAUUGAUCACGCGUUUAGUCGUGGCCAGGAAUUACCAAACACAAUAGAUAAACUACUUCCGAAUGAUACCUUGACACUGCGCAUUGAACUCAUAACUUACUUGGAUGAUAAUCCUAUUUUUCCUUGCGAACGCAUACAAUAUUCCAUUGAACCAGUUGUCAAUUUAGAUGAUUUCUUAAAGUUAUAUAAACUUCAAGAUGACGGUGAUGUUAUGAUUUAUGUGCAGGAUGUUAAAUUCCCAGUCUAUAAAAAAGUAUUAGAAGCACGAUGUUAUAAAUUAUAUGAAAUGGUUGAUCAUAAUCAGCAAUUAACUCUUAUGGAUAUCGAUCCAGAGAUAUUUAAAAGAGUUUUAGAAUUUAUCUACACUGGGAAAGUCGAGGAUUUGGACGAUCAUUCAGAAUAUUUGCUAGAAGCUGCUUCGAAAUAUCAAUUACAAGGACUGAGAUGUAUGUGUGAAAUCUCCCUCGUCAACAACUAUCUUACUUACGAAAAUUCUAAGGAGGUAAGAAGAUUGGCUAGUCGUUCUAAGAGCUUUUUCUUAGAGGCGAACGUAUCUAAUUUACGAAAUAGCAUCGCUGAUUACGCUUCUACACCUAGUGGUACUUUAAUAACUACAAUAGUCAGUGGUGAAAAAUGGACGACUGAAAAUCAUUUUCCAAAUGGUAUACCGGAGGGAAUUAAGAUUAUACCAGAGUAGAUUAGCUUUACAUCACCAGAUAGCAAUCCAUUUAUUCAUCGCAGCAAGAUUUUUCUUCAUUAAAUUUAAUAUUUGAUAAAUAAAUUUGUUUUUUGUGCACA